AUGUCAAAGGCUUUGAUAAUCCAUCGCAACAUUACUCACAUUUACAAUAAUUUGCUGCUCAAUGAGAAGCAAAAGGUGCACAGGUUUGACGUGGGAAGCCCAGACUCUCCCCUAUUGAGGCAACAAGCGCCUUUUGACGAAAAUGAACCAACGACUUCCAAUGAUGGAGUGGUUUCAAUCAGCCUACCUCCAGAUUGGCUGGAGAUGGCAGAGGAAUGCAACUAUAUGCUUCUCAACGUCAAGAGCAAGGUAAAGGAGUUGGAAAAGGCACAGAACAUGAAUUUGUUGAGUGUGUUUGGAAAGAGGGGUAAGAGUAGUUAUGACAAAAUUGGAGCUCUUUCUAACGAGAUUUCAAGCAUAUUUAAGAAGAUUGAGAGGAAUAUGAAUAUGAUUGAUGUGGAUGUUGAGGAUUACGUGGAGGAUAACUUGCGAAAGAACGUUAAACGAAAGAUUGCUAGUGAGUUGAUCCCCCUCUCUAGCUCCUUUAGGAAGAUGCAAAAGAACUUUUAUGACUCGCUACAGUCUGAUUCUCAAUCCUCUACAUCACAUGUUACGGUACUUGCUGCUGCUACCACAAUCGCUCUUGGUGAUGACCUAGUCCAGGAUUCAGUACAGAUUAAUCACUUUAGCAUUGCGGAUCGAACAAGACGCCUUCAACAAAUUUCAUCUACUGUGCAAGAUUUGAAGGAAAUGUAUUCACAACUUUCCACAAUGAUUGUGGAGCAGGGAUCGAUGCUUGAUCAGAUUGAUUAUAAUGUGCAAAAGUUUGCUGAUAAUUCUCGAAACUUUGCAAAUGAGUUAAAGAGACGAUAUGAUCGUGGUAACCCAAAGAGGGCAUUGCGUACUGUUCGAAAUUUGGUUUGUGUUAUAUUUGUUCAGCUGGUUUUAAUAAUUAUAAAAUUCGCGUGA
Theileria equi strain WA is the source of this 909-nucleotide messenger RNA. RefSeq names its product SNARE domain-containing protein. Gene Ontology annotation, biological process: intracellular protein transport; vesicle fusion; vesicle-mediated transport. Gene Ontology annotation, cellular component: membrane; SNARE complex; endomembrane system. Gene Ontology annotation, molecular function: SNARE binding; SNAP receptor activity. The record is from RefSeq and is a predicted model, not a curated record. NCBI's taxonomy places the organism in Eukaryota, Apicomplexa, Aconoidasida, Piroplasmida, Theileriidae. The transcript is spliced from 6 exons. Bases 1 to 909 code for a protein of 302 amino acids.